Megalobrama amblycephala (Wuchang bream) is the source of this 871-nucleotide messenger RNA. RefSeq names its product zinc finger BED domain-containing protein 4-like. The record is from RefSeq and is a predicted model, not a curated record. Bases 498 to 839 code for a protein of 113 amino acids. Lineage: Eukaryota; Metazoa; Chordata; Actinopteri; Cypriniformes; Xenocyprididae. Gene Ontology annotation, molecular function: DNA binding. The transcript has 3 exons.
AAAGUAACAUGGAAAACAAGAGUAGUGAUGGGACAUUUGAACCGAGGCUUCGGAGCUUGUGUCGAGCAUAAAUGGGCGUGCCAGAUGAAGCGUCGAUUCGAGGCUUGUGUUGGGAAUGUAGAAAUCACAUGACCAAUGACAAACGAGGCCUCGGUUUGUGUGGAAUACGUCAUCGGUUCGGUUUGAGUGUCGCUUCCGGAUAAAGGGAGUUAGAAACACGCGAGUAGUUUCGGAGUAGUAGAACCAGUAGUAGUAGUAGAGUGUCGGAGAGUCAGAGAGUUGUGUCAUUAUUGUAUUAUUAGAGCUAUAUUAUUAUAUUAUAUUAGGUUAUAUUAGGUUAGUAUAUUGUUAUUAUUAAUUAUAUUCAUUAUAUUAUAUUAUUAUUAUAUUACAUAGAUAAGAUUGGUUGGAUUGCUUUGGAUUUUUGGACUUGGACUGGACUGCUUGUUGAUUUGGAUUGCCCUUUUGGAUUUGUUUGCUUUUUUUGUGACCUCUUAAUGGAGCCAGCAAGAAAGAGGAAAUCCUCCCCAGUCUGGGAGCAUUUUGAAAUGGUUGCUCACAAUAAGGUGAAAUGCUUGCUGUGCCUGAAGGAGCUGACAUACAGCAAUAACACCUCCUCCAUGCUCAGGCAUUAUCGAGCACUGCAUGAACAUGCAGAAACUAGUAACAAUCCACACAGUACUCAAAAUUCCAAAAAAGAAAUGGUGAAUGAGGCCCUGGUGAACAUGGUCGUCAAGGACUCCCAACCCUUUUCCAUUGUGGAAGAUGCUGGAUUUAGGGACCUCCUGCAUGUGUUGGAUCCUACUUAUGUUAUCCCAACUCGAAAGGUAUAUGAUUAAUAAAGUGGUUUAUAAUUAUUUAAGCAGUUAAU